GGAGAGGAAGACUUGCAGAAGGAGGAGCAGGAGACUAAGAGGAGAGGAGAACAGAAGUGAAGAGAGGAGGAGAGGAAGAGAGGAGAAGAGGAGAGGAGACAAGGAGAAGAGGAGAGGAGAAGACAGGAGAGGAGAGAGGAAGAUGAGGUACCGUGCCAGGGAGGUGGGCGUGGACGGCGGCGUGCGUCUCGUGAUGGAGAGCGCGUUGACGGCGAGGGACCGCGUGGGCGUGCAGGACUUCCUGUUGCUGGAGAACUUCACCAGCGAGGCCGCCUUCAUCGAAAACCUGCGACGACGCUUCAAAGAAAACCUCGUCUACACCUACAUCGGAUCCGUGCUGGUGUCUGUGAACCCGUAUAAGGAUCUGGAGAUUUACUCCCGACAGCACAUGGAGCGCUACAGAGGGGUCAACUUCUACGAGAUCUCACCACACAUUUUUGCGCUGGCGGACAACUCGUACCGUGCGCUGCGUACGGAGCGUCGUGACCAGUGCCUGCUGAUCUCGGGGGAGAGCGGCGCGGGGAAGACGGAGGCGUCCAAGAAGAUCCUGCUGUACUACAUCAGCACCUGCCCAGCACGAGACAACAGCUCUUAUAUACGGGAUAGACUACUUCAGUCAAACCCUGUACUGGAGGCUUUUGGAAAUGCCAAGACACUUCGAAAUGACAACUCCAGCCGAUUUGGCAAAUACAUGGAUAUCCAGUUUGAUUUCAAGGGUUGUCCGAUCGGGGGCCACAUCCUGAGCUACCUACUGGAGAAGACGCGCGUGGUGCACCAGAACCACGGGGAGCGGAGCUUCCACAUCUUCUACCAGCUGCUGGAGGGCGGAGACCAGGAGACGCUCAAGAGGCGCGGCCUGGAGAGGAACGCUCAGAGCUACCAUUACCUAGUUAAGGGAAGCUGCCCAAGAGUGAGCUCCAUCAAUGACAAGAGCGACUGGAAGGCGGUGAAUAAAGCUCUGGCAGUCAUCGGCUUCAACGAGGAGGAGGUGGAGAAACUGCUGGAUAUUGUGGCCAGCGUCCUGCACCUGGGAAACACUCAGUUUGGAGAAGACGAAGAGGGAGAGACACACAUCACCACGGACACCCAGCUCAGAUACCUGACCAAGCUGCUAGGUGUGAGUGGGACAGCUCUGAGUCAAGCCCUGACUCACAGGAAGAUCAUCGCCAAGGGAGAGGAGAUGAUCAGCCCCCUGAACUUGGAGCAGGCGAUGUCGUCUCGUGAUGCGCUGGCCAAAGCCGUCUACAGCCGUACCUUCACCUGGCUCGUGGCCAAGAUCAACCAAUCCCUGGCCUUCAAGGAUGAUAUUUAUUAUUCAGGCAAGUGCUCUUCUGUGAUUGGACUAUUGGACAUCUAUGGGUUCGAGGUCUUUCAGAUUAACAGUUUUGAGCAGUUCUGCAUAAACUACUGCAAUGAGAAACUGCAGCAGCUGCUGAUAGAGCUGACACUGAAGAGCGAACAGGAGGAGUACGAGGCGGAGGGCAUCGCGUGGGAGCCUGUGAACUACUUUGACAACAAGAUCAUCUGCGACCUGGUGGAGGAGAAGCAUAAAGGCAUCAUCGCCCUGCUGGAUGAGGAGUGUUUGAGGCCGGGGGAUGCCACUGACAUCACCUUCCUGGAGAAAAUGGAGGACACCCUCAGAAAUCACGCACACUUUGUAACUCACAAGCUGUCCAAUGGGAAGACUCGGAAGGCAGUGGGCAGGGAGGAGUUUCGCCUGCUGCACUACGCUGGAGAGGUCAACUACAAUGUCAACGGAUUUUUGGACAAAAAUAACGAUCUUCUCUACAGAAACCUCAAGGAGGUCAUGUGCCUAUCGGAGAACCCCAUUAUGAGCCAGUGCUUUCACCAGGAAGAGGUCAACGACCAGAAGCGUCCGGACACGGCUGCUACCCAGUUCAAAGUCAGUCUGGCCAGGCUGAUGGAGAUCCUGAUGUCCAAGGAGCCGUCCUACAUGCGCUGCAUCAAGCCCAACGACGGCAAACAGCCAGGUCGUUUCGAUGAGAUGCUGGUACGCCACCAGGUGAAGUAUCUGGGCCUGAUGGAGAGCCUGAGGGUGCGGAGAGCAGGAUUCGCCUACAGGAGGCACUACCAGGCCUUCCUGCAGAGAUAUAAAUCCCUGUGUCCGGACACGUGGCCUAACUGGGAGGGGAACCUGCAGGAUGGUGUGGCCACGCUGGUCAAGCACCUGAGCUACAAACCAGAGGAGUACAAACUGGGCAGGUCCAAAAUCUUCAUUCGAUUCCCAAAGACACUUUUCAUCACGGAGGAUGCACUGGAGGCCAGAAAGCCUGAUUUGGCCACCAUCUUGCAGACGUCCUGGCGCGGCUACAGAGAGCGCUCCAGCUACCACCGCACCAGACACGCAGUGAUCACCAUCCAGUCGUGGUGGAGAGGCGUGAAGGAUCGCAGGAAGGCCAGACGACGGCGAGAGGCUGCCAACACCAUCCGCAGCCUCAUCAAGGGCUUCAUCCUGCGUAACGAGCCUCGUUGUUCUGAUAAUGAGUUCUACUUGGCCCACGUGCGCUUCUCCUUCCUGAUGACGCUCAAGAGGAACCUGCCCAAGAACGUCCUGGACCAGAGCUGGCCCAAACCCCCCACCGGGAUCGAAGAGGCCUCAGAGCACAUACACACACUCUGGCUGAGGAACACGAUGCGCCACUACUGCCGCCGAGUACAGCCCGAAUGGAAACACCAGCUGGAGCAGAAGGUGAUAGCCAGCGAGAUGUUUCGGAACCAGAAGGACUGCUACCCUCAGAGCGUGCCAAAACUCUUCCUGGGUACAAGGCUAGAGGCAGACCAGAUCAACCUGAAAGUGAUACAGACGCUCGGCAAUGACCGGAUGAAGUAUGGCGUGCCCGUCAUCAAGUAUGAUCGCCAUGGUUUCAAGCCACGGCCGCGACAGCUCCUGCUCACCGCCUCCGCCGUGGUGCUGGUACAGGAGGCCAAAAUAAAGCAGAAGGUCGACUACGGCACACUGCUCAGUAUCUCUGUGAGCACCCUCUCGGACGGCUUUUUUGUCCUCCACGUACCAACCAAUAACACCAAGCAGAAGGGCGACCUGGUGCUGCAGUGUGACCACGUGAUCGAGACGGUCACCAAGCUGGCCAUCAUGGCUGACAAGAUCCACAAUGUCAACGUCAUCGACGACAGUAUAAAUUUUGCAGUGGCUCGGGGGAAGGUGGGCGCCAUCGACUUCACCAUUGGAGCCGAGCUCAGAGUGGUCAAAGCCAAGGGAGGGCACCUGGCUGUGACUGCCCCUCGACUCAACCCAGCCUAAACAUGAAGGAAAAUGAUGCUGAUCUUGAAUAAUGCUACUGUUGCUGUUGCUGUUGCUGCUGCUGCUGCUGAUGAUGAUGAUGAUGAUGAAGAUGACAAUUAUGACAACAACGACGAUGAGGGUUAACCAAUGCCAGCUCGCAAAGAUCAGCGAUAUCGGACCAAUUAUUUUACACGAUAGCCUGCUUUAGCCAAUCACAAACAAAAGCCACAUUUUUGUUAGUUUUUUUAAAUAUA
Molecule: messenger RNA, 3516 nt
Organism: Engraulis encrasicolus (European anchovy)
Lineage: Eukaryota; Metazoa; Chordata; Actinopteri; Clupeiformes; Engraulidae
Gene: myo1ca
Product: myosin Ic, paralog a
Exons: 32
Coding region: 143-3280 (1045 amino acids)
Biological process (GO): actin filament organization; vesicle transport along actin filament
Cellular component (GO): microvillus; vesicle; actin cytoskeleton
Molecular function (GO): microfilament motor activity; ATP binding; actin filament binding
Source: RefSeq, a predicted model, not a curated record